This is a messenger RNA of Paramuricea clavata, 3163 nucleotides long. The record is from the annotation of a GenBank genome assembly. NCBI's taxonomy places the organism in Eukaryota, Metazoa, Cnidaria, Anthozoa, Malacalcyonacea, Plexauridae.
CCCAAACGACCCUUUAUUUUCCCGGCGUUUUUUACCAAUAAUGGCAAAACAAAAGCGGAUGAGUGUGGGUGACUUUCCAUGGUAUAAUCCCGAAGUGACGUCACAAAGGUGAUGAUUAUGGUUAGGAUUACGGUAAGGUUAGGUUAGGGGGUUUACAUAGAUUCUAUGGGGUUUUAGCAACAUAGGACUAAAAUUCGUAGGGUAUGUAUACCGUAGGGACCCAGCAUCCGGCCGUAUCCUGUCAAACUGUCAUGGCGACCAAAACAAAAGAAAUGAUUUGGUUAGAGAGCUUGAAAAAUGCACGAAAAACAAGCUUAGUCCAAGAUGGUACGUACUUGUGAUAGAAUAUUAAUUAUGUACUUUAUCACACUGCCCUUAAAUAAUUACAAACACACUUCUUUUAAAAAAUAAAGACAAGUUUGGGUGCUGUGCCUGUACACACACUAUAUGACUACAAUAUGCAAUAAAUUAACAGGUAGACGAAAAAUCCACUACACCUUUCCUGACAAGGAACUCGUGGAAGAAUAUGAUGUUCAUUCUGGUCUUCUCCUUGGUAAAUAUAUUACACUGUCUCUAUUAAAUUGAGAAGUUGACUUUCUAUAUUUAUAGGAAAUGUUAUAAUUAGCCUGUCUGCCUGCUUGCAGGCAUAUUUUGAAAAUGGAAUAUAUAGGUCUGCUGAACUGCACAUGUGAUCAUAUUCUAUGAUGUAAUUUUGCAUAAAUUAUCAUCUUUGAUUGUAUCCAGGCUAGAAUUGAUCACUGCAAUUCAUCCAUCACAUUUUCGGCCAAACAAACUUUCAAGAAUGUUAUUAGUUAUCUAUGUAUGGAACAUAUGCACCAAUUCCAGUCAGAAAUUGUAUCACAAUACCAGCACCUGUCAUCAUUUUUACAACAACCUUUUUUCUGUCAGUUCGGAAAUGGAAAUCAAGAACUACAUUAGGAGCUGACAAAAAAUGGGAAUUUGAAAUUGGUGAAGAUGUGUCGAUGCCCAGUCCUAUGGAAACUAGCUACAUUGUUGAAAGUAGAAGUAAUGUAAGUUUAAAGCUUAUUGUUUAAAAAUUUUUUUUUUUUUGGGUGGUGGCCAUCUGCCUUACCUAUCCCCUAGUGUCCACCAUAACAACCCUAGUGCACACCUACCCAUCCAAUCCUAGAAUGUUCUUCACUUAUUUUUACUUUCAGCCAAUAUUUGUACGGAAGGAUACCAGGGAGUCAUUUCAGUGGAGAAUACGCAAUCUGCCAUUCAGCAUUGAUGUUUACGAAGUGACUGUUGAUGAGGAUAAAACACAUAUUAUAAUAAGGACAAAGAAUAAAAAGUAAUGCAUUGUUUUGUAUCAAUGAGUACGGGUUUUUUCCUGUGAAGUUCCAGAACACCUUGGACACAUCUGCACAAAGUGAACUACUCAAUAUUAAUAGUCAAUUCUUAUAAAUAAAGUCUGUCACUUACUUAAAGCCUGGUAUCAAGGUAUUAAUGUGGCCAAUGUAGUAGCAUUGCAUUGGAGAUAUUACUCUUUAAUCAGUUGAAGACUGAUUUCCAUACAGUACAUAAAAAUCUCAAACUCAUUAUUUAAUGAUUCAUGAGUAAAUUAGCCAACCAUUAUAUUGCUUUAGUUUGCUGACAUGAUAAUACUGGAUACCUGGUGAAGUUUAUUGAUCCUGUCCUAGGACUGGAUCAAAAUUAAUUCACCUCACUUUAAGUUUUGAUGUAUUCGUAUGAGAUGUCAUUUUAAAUCCGACUAUGAGGACUGGACUAGAUUUCAAGUCCUCGCAUUUCGAUUCAGUCCUCAGCUUCGCCUCUGACUUGAUCAAAUUGUGCUGACUUGACAUCUAGUCCAGUCCUCGUAGUCGGAUUUGAAAUAUUACUAAAAGAAAGAUCCCAACUAGCUGUUUCACACUGGUGACCAUUGAGGGAACCAUAACUUGGUCAUGACAGUUAUGACUAUAUGGAAAUCAGUCUUAAAAUAUAGCUCUGUCUCAUUUUCAAACAUUUAUUCUUUUCAUAACCUCUUUUCUAAUUUACUUUCUCUUCUGAAAAAUAAAUCUUUUGAAUCUUUCAUUUUUUAUCAUUCAUGAAAUCAUAUACAGUACAGUAAUUUACGUUAAUUUCUAUAGGUAUUACAAGAAAUAUCAUAUUCCAGAUAUGGUCAGAAAUAAUCUACGACUGGAUCAUAAAGCUAUUUCAAUAGCUCAUGCAAAUAACACACUCAUUAUUAAGGUAGCAGUGUGUUGCAACCAGUAGUUUAUUAUUGGUGUUUGUGGGGAAAUCUUGUUACUGCUUAACCCAUCAAGUUGCAUUGUGCCUGCUGCCUUGAUGUGCCCUACUUCAUUAUUUUACUCUGUCUAAUGCCAGACAAUUUUACUUCUCAAGGGGAGAGGCUGGAAUACUAAAGUUUAGUCUGGGUUAUGCCAUGAAUCAACAGACAAUUUUAGGAAGCUUGAAAAAAUCCACUAUUCGGGGCCGGUUGUAUAAAAGCCAGUUAGCGUAAUCGUAGGUUAACAAAAUGUUCAAAGCAAUCUUCCUAACAACUUCUUUUUAAACAUGGAAAUAUUUUUCUAAGUCUCUUUUCUACACCAACACCCUGGUGGUGUUAUCUGGCCUUUGUACAACCCCCCUCCCCCAUUAAUUACUGUCACAACUACAAUCUUGGAAAAAAUAUCUGUAGACUUUUCGAAAAAUAAACCCAAAUUUGAAAACAUAUGAUGAAAAUAUGAGCAUUUUUCAAUUAAAGCAACUAUUUACCUUAGAUCCCCCCCCCUCCCACCCAAACAAUGUUGGUUCAAUUAAAGUGGAUUUGCAACACAUGUCACCUAAAUACCAACAUUGUAUAAGGGGAGAUGGGGAUAAAGUAUGAAAAUUUAAGAAGUCUAGUAAUUAAUUUUUUUUUCCAGGAUUGUAGUUCAAAACUAUUUUCUAUCUUUCAGUACAAGAAACCGGUAGAAAUUAUGGAACAAGAAAGAUUGAUAUUAAAAGAACUCGAGAACAACAAAACGUCUCGGGAAGGAGAUAUACAAUGUAACCCAAGUUAACAAAAACUUUAAAAGAAAACAUUUAAUGUACUUUUUCAUACCACGCUAACUUAUUGUAAAUAUCCUCAUAAUUUAUAUGUUGGAGCUGCUUGUAUUAUUUUAGAAUGAAAUCUAUUAGAGUUUGAAAUCAUUGUUGUUGG